Anoplophora glabripennis (Asian longhorned beetle) is the source of this 1220-nucleotide messenger RNA. RefSeq names its product mitochondrial inner membrane protein COX18. Gene Ontology annotation, biological process: protein insertion into mitochondrial inner membrane from matrix; mitochondrial respiratory chain complex IV assembly. The record is from RefSeq and is a predicted model, not a curated record. Bases 163 to 1212 code for a protein of 349 amino acids. Gene Ontology annotation, molecular function: membrane insertase activity. Gene Ontology annotation, cellular component: mitochondrial inner membrane. The transcript is spliced from 4 exons. NCBI's taxonomy places the organism in Eukaryota, Metazoa, Arthropoda, Insecta, Coleoptera, Cerambycidae.
ACAGCCGUCAGUUGAGCAACGGAGAACAGAAUGGGUUUUGGUUGUGUCAUCUCCAAAAAUACUCCUAAUUUUAAGUACCAUUCUGUAAACUGAAUAUUAAUAAGCUUUUAUGUCAUGCAACCACUUUCGUUUCGUAAUGGUAUAUAUUUGUAAAUCAGGGCCAUGUUAAAAAUCAAUGGUAUUAGAUUGUUGAAAAGGAAUGUGAGGUUAUGUUCCUCACAUUUUGCUAUUUAUAAUAAAAAUAACGAUUACUAUUCUUUUUGGUCAUGUAAUAGAACCAUUAACAAUGAUUUACUUCAAUUGAGACAUUUUUCAUUGCAGUCUACUGUAGAAUCAAUAGUAAAAACCCAAACAGGUAUUUUCAAAACUUUAUCGGAGAGUACCCCCGUUGAAUAUGCCCAAAAGUUUUUGUUAACUGUACAUGACACUACAGGCUUACCAUGGUGGGCUUCAGUAGUUUGUUCGACUAUUCUUUUACGCACGUGUGUUACCUUACCCUUAGCUAUUUACCAGCAUUAUAUUUUGGCAAAGGUAGAAAACUUAAAACUUGAAAUGCCUAAGAUAGUUAAAGAGUUAAAGCAUGAAAUUGCUUUAGCUAUCAGAAUGUACAACUGGGAUGAAAAAACUGCUAGAAUAACAUUUAACAGAUCUGUAAGGAAACAGUGGAAUGAUUUAAUAGUACGAGAAAACUGCCAUCCGUUUAAAGCUAGUCUUCUGUUAUGGUUCCAAAUCCCAAUGUGGAUUUCUCUGUCUGUAGCAAUAAGGAAUUUAGUAUAUAUGCUACCGAAUCGUGAUUUGGAUGCUAAACUGAUUUUUACAGAAUUAUCAGUGGGUGGAUUUGCUUUUAUACCUAAUCUGAUAGAGACGGAUUCUUCGUUAAUACUACCAGUGGUCUUAGGAAUCACCAAUUUAGCAAUUAUAGAGUUGCAAGUUUUAUCAAGAACAAACGCUCCUUCAAAGUUGCAAAGAUAUAUAACAAAUUCUUUUAGAGGGUUUAGCAUAAUUAUGGUCCCUAUCGCAGCUUCAGUACCAUCAUGCCUUACAUUAUACUGGACAACUUCAAGUGUUUAUGGGUUGGUACAAAAUUUAGUACUACUUUCCCCAAAAGUUAAAAGAUUUUGUAAAAUACCGAAGACAGUUAUUGAAUUACAGCAUCCAUAUCAACAAGUAGUUAUAGGAAUUAAAAAUAAAUUUAAUUUUGUGCAAAGAUAAUAAAUAUG